Messenger RNA from Letharia lupina, 2307 nucleotides. RefSeq lists its product as uncharacterized. Gene Ontology annotation, cellular component: nuclear inner membrane; mitotic spindle pole body; chromosome, centromeric core domain. The transcript has 3 exons. Lineage: Eukaryota; Fungi; Ascomycota; Lecanoromycetes; Lecanorales; Parmeliaceae. The record is from RefSeq and is a predicted model, not a curated record. Bases 1 to 2307 code for a protein of 768 amino acids. Gene Ontology annotation, biological process: nuclear inner membrane organization.
AUGUCCGCCGAUGGCAGUGUGCACAUUAAUGGCGAAAUCACAGACCCUCCGGCAGACGAUGUCUCAUCCAACGCUCGCUAUGCACAACCACUUGCUCGGCAAACUUCUGCAGUGUUCCAGACACCUGACGACUCCCUGUUCUGUCCAACGUGCUUGAAGAAUCAGCAUCUCGUGUCGCAGGCAUUGGCUUCUUACUUGCCAUCUCCCGAUGCGCCAGAUUAUGCGGAAUACGUCAAAGCAGAAGAUGAGUACCUGAAGGGGCUGGAAGAGCGAUACCCGCAAGUAUGCAAGAGAUGCGAGCCGAGGGUGCAGGAGAGGAUACGAGCUGCAGGGUAUGCAGCGAAGACGGAUCAUCUAAGAAGGAUGAUGGACAGGACUAGAGGAUGUGGCAUACAGUACAGAGACACGAGCUGGGGAAGUCCCCUGGUUGCUCUGGGGGGCAUUGGCUGGUUUCUAAGCUUGACUGGCCAAACCUUAUGGGAUGGGCUGUCCCUCUUGAAUUCCACGGAAGAGCGCCAUGGUCUCCGAGAUCCACGAGAUCCCGCAUCAGGUUCAACGUGUCUACAGCAGGUCAUGAGGGGUACAGGCUCCGUAUCGGACUGCACUGAGAGUUUGUGCUCUGCUGCUGGGAUGGCCUUACUUCUUGGCUUUCUGUCGUCGUGGUGGCAUCCAAUGCUUCAAGAAUCAUUGAGAAGAAAAGGAGGCCGAGCAGUUGGUACAUCAGAAUUCUAUCAGCUGCAGGGCAUGCUCCUUAUCGUCAGAUGCGUUACAUGGCGGUAUCUUCAAGGCUCUGACCUCAAAGCGCAUGUGACUAAGGCUGCUCAUCUGUCGCUGCUCGUUCUUACUACGAUUAUAACCGUCAAGUCCUUUCGCUCCGUUCGGAUGGACUACUCGGCUCCAGUCAAAUUUCAAGACAGUCCCGGGCCUUUGGUAUCUCAGAUGACCCAGCAGAAAGUGGCGGGCGUGAGAACAGGGGAUCUUGGUUACGUCCCUCAACAGCCGAAUAUACCAAUGACUCGCAACGAUGGUGGUACACGUCCAUUCUCUAUUACGGAUUUUGCACCACUAAAUCAGCAGCGACGUCCAGCAAUAUACCAACCUCCUACUCCUCCACCGGAUGAUGACGAUAAUGAAGCCAUGGAUUGGACUCCUUCGCAAGAAAUUAGACUCCUGCGUCCAGCAGCGUCACAUCGCACUCCCAACGCGGUGUCCCAACAGCCACAGUCAUUUCCGUACCCUGAAAAUCUUCCAGCUCAAAGUCUUCGCAACCCGCUAAGUCAGCCUGUGUUCCGUAGUAGCCCCGAAACGCGAUAUCAGGAGUCCUUCAAAACCCCCAAGAAAUACACCAUGCGGGACUCACAUGAUGAGUCUCCUUUUGUCACCCCAUAUGAGCCUUCGCUUGCAGCUGGUAGUCCGGAGCUGUCCCCUAUAAAGUUUGCUCAACCUAGAUUCUUCCCACCUACCGAUCGCGAAGAUCUUGGACUCGAAUCUCUCAUGGCGAACAACUUCUCACUUGCCGAAGAACCUCGCGAGGUCCGUGCACGCCAACAAUAUGGAAAACACGAGAAUGAAACGCAGUCAAAAUUGGACGCUGUUUAUGCACAAUUGCACGGACCGGUGGCCUUGCUUCUUCUUACCAUCUCAUUCAUGGUCUGGACCAGCACACCAAUACCAUCUCUUGCCGCCUCCCGAAUCCACUCGGGGCUCGCAGCUUUAGGCAUUGCGGCUCUUGUCAUCCUCAAAUCUCUCCUGCCGGCAGUCCGCAAGGAUAGUGACCGAAGCCUCAGCGAUAUUGUGCUUCUUGCAUUCGAGCUAAUCACAACCAUUAUAUUCGGAUUUGCUCUACGCCAACGGGCAGCAACCGCUUCCGCGGAGGACAGUAUCGGACCGCUUGAGACGCCAGGCUUAAGUUUGAUAGCUGUGCUGAUCGCGCAAGAAGCAUGGAUGCUUUACUCUAGGACCUCUGUUCGUCGAAUGAGCAAUGGAAACGCUCCAUCCCCGCCUAUUCCGCAACCAGCGGCUGCGCCUGACAAAUCAGACCGUCAACAGCCCUUCGUGGGAAGCAGCAUGUCCUCAUCUAGACAGGAUCCAAAGGUUGGAAUGGGGACAGCUUCCAACGGUCAACAUACCCCGGCAUUAUCACAGCGCACGACACGCUCCAGGACGAAACUGGAGAAUGAUGCUCGUGCUCCAGGUGGGUUUGGUAGCCUCUCCCUUGGUGGUAAUGCCAGGAAUGAGCAGGCGCUAGGGAUGAACUCCUUGAAUAUAUGGCAACCACAGAGCAAGAAAGGAAAGGGAAUGUGGUGA